Messenger RNA from Symbiodinium necroappetens, 1908 nucleotides. NCBI's taxonomy places the organism in Eukaryota, Dinophyceae, Suessiales, Symbiodiniaceae. The record is from the annotation of a GenBank genome assembly.
AUGUGUACCGGUGCAAGCUUGAGGCAGCGGUGCGGUGCGCCAGCACGCGCGGACUCUGCAGUGGCAGACCGCAGGUGGGUGCAGCAUCAGCUGGAAGAGAAUCUGAAGGCCAUUCAGACCACUCUGGAUCGACACCAUGAGGCAAUAGCUCAGCUCAUCAGGCAGAGCCCGCCUGCUCCGUCUGAGUUUCCCACAACGCUUGCAGCGCCUGCAGCCUCGGCGCUGCUUCCACCUGUGGGGCCAGUGGCACCACUUGCCAGACCUUCACAGAGCGGCCUCGGCUCCGACAGCCGAUCUUCUCCAUCUUCUCCUGUAUUCCGUGUGGCUCCUGCGAUAUUAGAGGGUUCGCCUGGUAGCGAAUUUUCAGAUGCGCCAGGACAAAACGGGAUGAACACCGGAACUCGAGACUUGGAGGAGGAGCAGCUUGAGAAAGCUCAUUUGCAGCAGCUGAAGAAAGCCAAGAAGCAGGCUUACAAGCAGAAGGUUGGGAGGAGAGAAAAGUCCUCCGACAACAACGACGGCGAGGGAGUACCCAUCGUCGACGACAUUGUGAAGCCAGUACAGGACAUGCCACAUUUGAAGAGCAGUCGAUUGAAGAAGAUCCAUGGUGCCCUCAAGAAGGUAGACAUUAUGGAGGGUAUGACCGAAAAGGCGAGGAUGAUGACAUUCUUCUCGUUCAUCGAGAACGGCCCGCUGGAUAUGAUCAUGGGCACCAUUGUCAUCUCGAAUGCUGCUGUCAUGUUUGUCCAGUCUCAGUGGCUUGGUGCCCUGGCCUCUGACGCCCUUGGUCUCACCACUGGUGCGGCAGCGGCUUGGGGGGAAAACACAGGGAGCACCUUUGAGACGAUCGAGACUGUGUAUAUCGUGAUUUACAUGAUCGAGCUUGUAAUACGCAUCCUGGUCCUGCGUAGUGCUUGGGCCUGGUCAGCAGAAGGUGGCAUACAGUAUGCAAACUUGAUGGACGCGGUUAUAACCACCAUCAGUGCGGUAUCCACGUUCCUUCUAUCACAAAGUGACAUGAACCUCUCCGUGGCUAGAGCCAUACGCCUCCUACGACUAACACGAACCCUACGGGUGAUGAGAGUAAUGAUUCUCUUUCGACCGUUGCGGGUGCUGGCUUCGACGUUCUUGGCAAGCAUCGGUGCCCUUUUCUGGUCCAUGAUUCUGCUGAUGAUCCUGAAGUUCAUAGGCGGCCUUCUGCUCGCGCAGUCCUUGCACAGCUUCAUUUUGGACGAGCAAGAGGAGAUGACCGACCGGGUGUGGAUGUUCGAUUACUACGGAAGCGCCUGGAAAGCAGUCUACUCCAUGUUUGAACUGACACACAGCGGUGGAUGGCCGAACUAUGCUAGGCCUGUCGUCGAAAAGGUGAGUAUCUGGUAUGCUUGGUUCUUUAUGUCAUAUGUGACGCUCGUUAUCUUCGCGAUCAUUAGAAUCAUCACUGCAAUUUUCCUCAAGGAAACUCUUGCAACAGCGGCUGGAGAUGCUGCCCUUGCUGUACAGGAGAAAGUUCGGUCGAAGGAAAAGUACGUGAGCAGUUUGGAGGAUAUCUUCCUUGAAGCAGACGAUGAUGGCAACGGAGUCAUCACCCGUGCAGAGAUGGAUGCAGCAGUGAGCAAUCCAGUUGUCUUGCACUACCUCAGCAUCCUUGAGAUCGAGGUCCACGAAGUGGAACCUUUGUUCGAUCUUUUGGACGACGGGGACGGGCAAGUGACCAUAAAGGAGUUUUGUCAGGGAAUCAUGCGCUUGAAGGGUCAAGCGCGAUCUCUGGAUGUCAUCUCGAUCAUGCAUGAUGCCAACAUCAUCAUGACGCAGUGCCGCGAAGUCAAGCGCAGCCUGUCGCACAUCGAAGAAGUCCUGGGGGUCAGCAGCGGUGUCAACGAUUCUCGACGGGACAAGCUCCGAUCGCUG